AUGCACAAUGUAAAUAUUGAAUAUUUUAAAAAAUCUAAAAAAAGUAUUGAAAGAUUCGAAGUUUAUGAGAAUCUGAAACUUUUUAAAAACUACUCUUUAUUAAUCCAAAAAGAUGAGGAGAUUAUAGAAGAAGAAAGUUUUGAUGACUCCUUUCAUAAAGCAAUUAAGCCAAUCGCUACAUUUGUACAGUUCCUGUUCCUAAUGCCUAUUUGUGGAAUUUCAAGUGAAUUUAGUGAUAAUUUAAGAUUUAAAUGGAUGACAGUUCGUGUUACGAUGAGCUUGCUGUAUUUGUCAUAUGGAUUAUUUAUUACUUUCUUGUUUUUUAAGGAAAUUUAUAUUAAGCAAAUUAAUUUUGGAAAUUCAAUUGGAAUGUUAUUUUUCUCCUAUACAACCACAUGCACUUUAGUUUUCAUUGAUAUAGCGCAAAAAUGGCCAAACAUAAUGAAAAUGUGGAAGAAAAUUGAUGAUAAUUUUACACGGCAUCCUUACAAAAUUUACAAAAGACGGUUAUCAACAAAAAUUAGAUCUAUUGCUGUAACUGUAAUUAUUUUAGCUUUAUUAGAACAUCUCUUGUUCCUUGCCAAUGAAGCAUUUAAUAAGUAUGUCGAUGUCAAACUCAAAGAUAUACAAGUUGACAAACCUAUUGAAUAUUUCUUAAAUCAACAAUUUGGAUUUAUUUAUGCAAACUUACCAUUUUCGGUCCCAUUGGGCUUAUUUAAUGAAAUAAUGAACAUGAAUUUCACAUUCGCCUGGAAUUAUAUGGAAUUAUUCGUGACGAUGAUUAGUUUGGGUUUGUCUACAAGAUUCCAUCAAAUAAAUAAAAGGAUUGCAAAAUUUCGAGGAAAGGAUGAUCUAUCGGAUGUCAUCGAUCCUGGAAGUUCAAAACCAGAGGAUGCAUUUAGAAGCUUGAAAACAUUGGCGCAUAUUGUUUUGAUGGUUGAUAAUGAUCAACUGGUUCAUGUUUCCGAUGCUAAAAAUGGAAAAGAAGCAUGA
Chironomus riparius is the source of this 993-nucleotide messenger RNA. The record is from the annotation of a GenBank genome assembly. Lineage: Eukaryota; Metazoa; Arthropoda; Insecta; Diptera; Chironomidae.